Molecule: messenger RNA, 861 nt
Organism: Rosa rugosa (rugosa rose)
Lineage: Eukaryota; Viridiplantae; Streptophyta; Magnoliopsida; Rosales; Rosaceae
Product: large ribosomal subunit protein uL13w-like
Exons: 4
Coding region: 86-706 (206 amino acids)
Biological process (GO): translation; negative regulation of translation
Cellular component (GO): ribosome; cytosolic large ribosomal subunit
Molecular function (GO): mRNA binding; structural constituent of ribosome
Source: RefSeq, a predicted model, not a curated record
CCUCCCAAAACCCUAGCUCUCCCGUCCCCAUUUCUCACUCCGCAGCCGCUUAGGGUUAGAAAGAGAGAGAGCCAGAGCUUCAACAAUGGUGUCCGGGUCAGGGAUCUGCGCCAAGCGCGUGGUGGUGGACGCUCGUCACCACAUGCUGGGCCGCUUGGCUUCCAUUAUCGCCAAGGAGCUCCUCAACGGCCAGAAGGUCGUCGUCGUCCGCUGCGAGGAGAUCUGCAUCUCCGGUGGCUUGGUCAGGCAGAAGAUGAAGUACAUGAGGUUCUUGCGUAAGCGCAUGAACACCAAGCCCUCUCACGGCCCCAUUCACUUCCGUGCCCCCGCUAAGAUCCUCUGGCGCACAAUCCGUGGGAUGAUUCCACACAAGACAAAGCGUGGAGCUGCUGCGCUUGCUCGUCUGAAGGCCUAUGAGGGAAUUCCACCUCCUUAUGAUAAGAUUAAGAGGAUGGUCAUUCCCGAUGCUCUCAAGGUCUUGAGGCUUCAAGCAGGACACAAAUACUGUUUGUUGGGCAAGCUUUCAUCAGAGGUUGGAUGGAACCACUAUGACACUAUCAGGGAGCUUGAGAAGAAGAGGAAGGAGAGGUCUCAGAUUGCAUAUGAGAGGAAGAAACAGCUGAACAAACUGAGAGUCAAAGCAGAAAAGGUUGCUGAGGAGAAACUUGGUCCUCAUCUAGAGAUCAUUGCCCCGAUCAAGUAUUGAGCAGUAGACAUUUCUCUUUUAAGAUGAAAAUGUUGUGAACUGAGUGGAGUCUGUUUUCCUAAUGAUACUUCAGUUUUGUGUUUGAUGGUUAAAAUAGUCGUAAUUUUGUAUGCCAACCUUAUUUAUAAAUUAGCCAAGUUGUUUUUUCAAUUCAA